Messenger RNA from Capronia epimyces CBS 606.96, 948 nucleotides. RefSeq lists its product as uncharacterized. The transcript is spliced from 3 exons. NCBI's taxonomy places the organism in Eukaryota, Fungi, Ascomycota, Eurotiomycetes, Chaetothyriales, Herpotrichiellaceae. The record is from RefSeq and is a predicted model, not a curated record. Gene Ontology annotation, molecular function: oxidoreductase activity. Bases 1 to 948 code for a protein of 315 amino acids.
AUGGUCUCGUCACCCAUCCAAAACGUCAUCGUCAUCGGGGCAAGUGGAAACGUCGGUCCAUCGAUUGUGAAAGCACUCCAGUCGGAUGCCAGCUUUUCACUCUCGAUCCUCGCCCGGCAAAGCUCCAGUGCAUCUUACCCUUCUGGGGUCCCCGUGCACCGGGUGGACGAUUCAUACCCGGAGAAGGAGGUGCUGAACGCAUUCCGCGGCCAGGACGCGGUGGUCUGCGCGCUGAGUUUGCAGAUUCUAUUGCAGCAGAUCAAAUUCAUCGACCUGGCCGUGGAAGCAGGGGUGCGAUGGUUCAUUCCCGCCGAGUUCGGAGCGAACAACGCGGGACAUGGGCACGGGGAAAAGAUCCCGCCUCACGAUGCCAAAGAGGCGGUUCAUGAACAUCUGGUGCGGAUGCAGAGCAAGGGGCUUUCUUGGACGGCCAUUGCCACAGGUCCAUUCAUUGACUGGGGCAUCGCAAAUGGCUUCCUCGGCUUCGACCUGCAAGCCCGACGAGCCAAGAUCUACGACACAGGAGAUGAGAUCUGGACCGGAACCAAGGUUUCCACCAUCGGGGUCGCGGUGGCUCGACUCCUGCGCAAGCCGGACCAAGUCAAGAACCAAUAUAUUCACAUCUACUCGGUGCGCACGAGCCAGAAUCAGAUUCUCGCCGCGCUGGAGGCGGUGACGGCGAAGGUGACGGAGGCGGCGACCACGACCAACAGUCAAUCUGCAUGGGAGGUCGAGCGAGUCACGAUGGAAGACGAGAUAGCCCGUGGUCGGAAGAUGAUGGAAGACGGGAACCGACUGGGUGCGGUGCCGUUGAUUCUGUCGUAUUUCUUCCGCCCGGGAAUGGGGCCCGACUAUUCACGGGACGUGGAGGCGGCGAAUGCGCUUCUCGACCUGCCCACGGAGAGGAUUGAAGACAUUGUGGGCGAGGUUGUAACUGUCAAAGGUUGA